CCAUACUUAAUUAACAGUACAACAGCGGCUGUCGAGGAGGAAAGAACAUGAUUGAAAAGUUGUUGUGAGGCAAAAAAUUACAAUACAUAAAAAUAUAUGAAACAAUAUGGUGCUAAAAUGUCAAGUAAACUUGGAUAAUCCAAAAGGUGUUUAUGAACCUGGCGACAAACUCAUCGGACAUGUGAUAUUAACAUUGGAAGUGCGGCUGCUAAUCAAAGCGGUUGCCAUCAAAUAUACGGGUUUCGCUGAGGUGAAAUGGGAAAAAGAUCUACCACCGAAGAAAGCGAAAAAAGUAAAGCUAAAAAAGGAAUCGGAGCAACCGUCAAAUGUUGAACAACCCGUUGAGCAGUUCAUAGAGGUUUACAACAAUCGUGAAGACUUUCUGUCCAGUGUCAAUUAUUUUGUCGGUUCUGAAGAAGCCACAGCCAGAAUCAUUGAGCGUGGCAUUUACACUUACCCGUUCACCGUCACACUGCCACAAAGCUGUCCGUCCACUUUUGAAAGUGCCAACGGACAUAUACGCUAUAUGCUUGAAGUAUUCGUCGAUCAUAAGAACAAACGUGAAGUAUGGUAUACACAACAAUUGCAAGUGCUCAAGCCACUCGAUCUCCGCCAGUGUCCACAAAUAGCCGCACAAGCACGUAAUGUGCUCGUCGAUGAGGGUAUACUCUGGCAUUUCUUUAAACAUCCCAUGAAAAUGUGUGUGAACUUACAGCAGUUUGGUUUUGUUCCUGGCGAAGCACUCUCAAUACACGUCUCAAUACAGAAUCCCGAUAAUUUGCGUUUACACGAACUAUCCUACGAGUUGCAGCAAAUUUGUCGCAUAACCGCUUCGCAUGGUCAUAAUAAAACGAAAACCAAAUAUUUCCAUACCACAUUGGCUAAAGCCGUACAUACUAUCUGCGGUCCACCGGUAGCAAGUGUGCAACAUUUGCAAGAGCUCUACAUGCCCCAAACUGUGCCGAGUACCGAUCCAGACGAUUGUCAUUGCUUGCAAAUAAGUUACGAGUUGAGUGUACGGCUAAGCACGGAUAAUGUGAAACGUUCGGUGCACGCAAAGAUACCGAUCGUUGUGGGCACCGUAUCAUUACGAAGUGCAGAAGAAGCGCGUACGCUACCUAGCUUAUUUCAAGCGGGGGUUUUUUCAACGUGUAGCAUGGAAAAUUUGUCGUCGAAAGCUAGUGAGUGUAAUAGGUCACCAAUAGUGGAAGUUCCAGAUAAUUUUGCUAUGGCAACUGCUCCCGAACCCGAGUCUCCCAUCCAAAAUGUGCUUCAGCUUAAUUUGGGCUCCUCUUCCUUUCGCGAAGCGUCGCAUUUGCCGAAAACCAAAUUCGAUGCCGAACCAAAGAAAUCGAAACACACGAAAGAACAAAUCGAUUUUAAACCAACAUAUCUCUACUAUGACAUCGAUAAUAUGUCAGGUGUACGAAAUGAUGCUGCUAUUACGACAACAACAACAGAAAACACAACAACAACAACAGUGCCCAGCGCUACAGAGUCGCCACAACAAAAUGACAUUGAAGCGCAAAACUCUGAAAACAGAGCUUACGCUGGAGUUGUGCAACAGUUAAGAGCAAUGCAGGAGCGUAACAGUAUUGUAAAUGGCUCUUCAUAA
Messenger RNA from Zeugodacus cucurbitae (melon fly), 1615 nucleotides. RefSeq names its product arrestin domain-containing protein 3. Gene Ontology annotation, biological process: protein transport. Gene Ontology annotation, cellular component: cytoplasm. The record is from RefSeq and is a predicted model, not a curated record. The transcript has 4 exons. NCBI's taxonomy places the organism in Eukaryota, Metazoa, Arthropoda, Insecta, Diptera, Tephritidae. The coding region runs from base 107 to 1615 and encodes 502 amino acids.